GCCUGGAGCGGACAGAGUCGGCCGGAGUCCAGGGAGGGAGCGAGGGGCUCCCCUAGUACCUGGGUCUUUGCAGGGCUUGGACCCGGUGUGACGCUGGGGGAGCAUCCUCGCCCCGCUCUUACCCUUACAAAGGGGGGCGUAGAGGGGGGCGCGCGCGGGGAAGGCCGGACAUCCCGCGGGAGCGGUGCCCACUGGUGCGGGAGUCUGGGUGUGCGGGUUGUGGAGGGCCCCGUGGAAGGGCUGGCGGGGCGGGGCGGGGCGGGGCGGGGCGGAAAGGAAAGCAGGGGCGGCUCCCGAGGCAGGCUCCGCCCCAGGGCGCGGGUUUAAAAGCUGGAAGGCAGGCCCCGCAGGAAAGGCUCGCAGCUCAGCAGGAGCGCAGCGACGGCGCGGCGCAGCCUGGGCACAGCCAUGGCCCUGCGGGCGCGGGGCGCCGGGCGGCUGGGCAGCAUCCUGCUCUUCGCUUUGCUCGCUGCCAGCGCUGCCUCGUUCAGCUGGGAUCUCCCCGAGCCCCGCAGCCGGGCCAGCAAAACCCGAGUGCACCCGCGAGGCAACCUCUGGGCCACCGGUCACUUCAUGGGCAAGAAGAGUGUGAAGCCCCCCAGCCCCCCCCUGCUGGGGACGGCCCCCCACACCUCCCCGAGGGACCAGAGGCCGCAGCUGAGUCACGGUCUGCUCAGGAGCCUCCUGCUGAGGAAAGCUCUGGGCGCGGGCCCCGGCGGCCCACCGCCGCACACUCAGGAGGCUGCUGGUGCGAAUGCUGCAGAAGUGAUGCCGUUAGUGAGGAAGAUGCAACCACAUGGCUUAGAUUGUGCCCAUGCAGGGAAGGUGCUGAAUGGGACCCUGGCAGUGGCCUCCCCUGGCUGUAAAUCCUGGGCUCAAAUCUCCAUUACUCCACUACUGUGAUUUCUGGCCGCGUCACCAGGAAUAUCGCCAGUGCAGACACAGAGUAUAUUCCUGCUGUAUUUCCUGCUUCCCUGUCGAAGUGGUGAAUAAAAAGCCUGCU
Messenger RNA from Phyllostomus hastatus (greater spear-nosed bat), 1003 nucleotides. It is a transcript of the gene NMB, whose product is annotated as neuromedin B. The record is from RefSeq and is a predicted model, not a curated record. Lineage: Eukaryota; Metazoa; Chordata; Mammalia; Chiroptera; Phyllostomidae. Gene Ontology annotation, cellular component: neuron projection. The transcript has 3 exons. Gene Ontology annotation, biological process: neuropeptide signaling pathway; positive regulation of hormone secretion. The coding region runs from base 409 to 903 and encodes 164 amino acids. Gene Ontology annotation, molecular function: neuromedin B receptor binding; neuropeptide hormone activity.